GGCCUCCGCCCGGCCGCCUGCCGCCGCCAUGUCUGCCCCGCUGGGGCUGCUGCUGCUGUUGGGGCUGCCAGGGCUCCUGGGCGGGUGGCCCCGCUACCAGCCCACCUGGGGCUCGCUGGAUGCCCGGCCACCUCCCGCCUGGUUUGACGAGGCGAAAUUCGGCGUCUUCAUCCACUGGGGCGUGUUCUCGGUGCCCAGCUUCGGCAGCGAGUGGUUCUGGUGGUACUGGCAGAAGGAAAAGAGAGAGCCCUAUGUGAAAUUUAUGGAGGCAAAUUACCCACCUGGGUUCAGUUAUGAAGAUUUUGGGCCACUGUUUACAGCAGAAUUCUUUGAUCCCAACCAGUGGGCAGAUAUUCUGAAGGCUUCAGGUGCAAAAUAUGUGGUCUUAACUUCAAAACAUCAUGAAGGCUUUACUUUGUGGGGUUCCAAAUAUUCUUGGAACUGGAAUGCUGUUGAUGUGGGACCAAAACGAGAUCUUGUGGCCGAACUUGCAACAUCUGUUAGAAACAGGACCGACUUGCGUUUUGGGUUGUAUCACUCCUUGUUUGAAUGGUUUAAUCCUCUCUUCUGUGAAGAUGCCACCAAUGUCUUCAAGACAAGAAAGUUUCCAACCAGUAAAUCAUUACCAGAACUCUAUGAAAUUGUGACCAAGUACCAACCAGAAAUAGUUUGGUCUGAUGGGGAUGGAAAUGCACCAGAUACUUACUGGAACAGCACUGGCUUUCUAGCUUGGCUGUAUAAUGACAGUCCAGUUCGGGACACCGUUGUGACCAAUGACCGCUGGGGAGUCGGCAGCAUCUGUAAGCACGGUGGCUUCUACACGUGCAGUGACCGAUACAACCCUGGACACCUUCUGCCUCACAAGUGGGAGAACUGCAUGACCAUUGACAAGUGGUCCUGGGGGUACAGGAGGAACGCGAAGCUUGACGAUUACCUCACAAUUGAGGAACUGGUGAAGCAACUUGUAGAAACAGUGUCUUGCGGAGGAAAUCUCCUGAUGAAUAUCGGGCCCACUCACGAUGGUCGCAUCGCUGUUGUAUUUGAGGAACGCCUGAGGCAAAUGGGUGCCUGGCUGAAAGUCAACGGAGACGCCAUCUAUGGGACAAAGCCGUGGAGAGCGCAGAACGACACGGUCACACCAGACGUGUGGUACACAUUCAGACCCACAGAUGGCAAAGUUAAUGCCAUCUUCCUUAACUGGCCAAUCUCUGGGACUCUGGAACUUGGUGAGCCACAGGCUAAGCUUGGAGAAACACAGGUGAAGCUUGUUGGCUACAAGGAGCCACUGAAAUGGAUUGCAUUAGGAGAAAAGGGACUGAUGAUAGCUCUACCUCAGUUAACACUUAAACAACUGCCGUGUCAGUGGGGCUGGACCUUGCAACUGACUGACAUAAAUAACAAAGAGAGCACCCCCCCCCAGCCUGUUCAAGAGGCACGUGCAUCCGUUGGCAAAGGCUUUCUGAAGAAUGAGAAACCCUCUGGAAUAACAUUUGUAAAGUCAAGGAAAGAAGAGUUUUUCUUUACAGAAAGAAAAAUCUGGUGGAAGAAUAGAAAAGCCGUACUUCAUACUGCUAUUCUUAGAUCACCGUCAUUCGUGUUUUUCCCAAAACCUAACACACCCCAGACAAACAAGUUAUUUUUUCCUAAAUAUCUUGUUGUAAUACUGCCACCAGAUGCCUUCCAGAUGCAAUAAAAAUAAUCAAAUGAAUUAUGCAAGAGUUUAACAACUUUUUAAUAGAAAAGUCUUUACAUACAGUGAUUCUUUCAACAAGAAUAUUUUUAAUGGGUGUUUGAAACAGAAUUCUAUUAGAUAGAACAAAUAUAGGCUCGCUCCCAGUUUUUUCAGUAUGUUCUUUCUGCUGGUCUACCACUCCUACACCAUUACAAAAUUAACCCAAAUCUCAUCAGUAGUCACACGGGCUGUGUUAUAAAUACAUGAUAUAUUCCUAUUAGUGUGCAGCUCAUUUCUCUAGUUGCUGAGGGGUACUAAAAGCUUCGUAAACAUUAGCAGCAAAAUCUUUCACUUGUUCCAUCAUCAGUAGGUCCUG
This is a messenger RNA of Cygnus atratus (black swan), 2048 nucleotides long. RefSeq names its product alpha-L-fucosidase 2 (gene FUCA2). The record is from RefSeq and is a predicted model, not a curated record. Gene Ontology annotation, biological process: fucose metabolic process; glycoside catabolic process. The transcript is spliced from 8 exons. Gene Ontology annotation, molecular function: alpha-L-fucosidase activity. Gene Ontology annotation, cellular component: lysosome. NCBI's taxonomy places the organism in Eukaryota, Metazoa, Chordata, Aves, Anseriformes, Anatidae. The coding region runs from base 29 to 1693 and encodes 554 amino acids.